UCCCCAAACGGUCAUGUUUCAUACCCUUCAUAAUAACUAGCAGAGACAAUAGUGUUCUAUGCUCUUCAAAGUUUCCAACAACAUGAAGAUUCUCAACCUCCCAACAAUGCUGUGCCAACAAUGAGAACACUGCCCCCUAAUGGGGAACCACGAUAUUCAAGUUUUGCCCCACCAGACCAAUACGUGAAGGAAUAUAACGGAUUCCAUUUUGAAGGAGCUUUGAAGUAGACUCUGAAGAUCAGUGGCUUUCAACUUCCAGUAAACUGAAACCUUCGGAUCAACGUGCCCCAAACCCUCACGGGCCGAUCUAACAACUCUACUUAACAACACUCAAGAUCCCAGAGUCUCCUGAGAGAUAGAGACUGUUGUUGAAGACACUUUGAGGUUGGCUAUUACGUCUUGCAAAAUUUCAGCGCUGGCAGAAUCAGAUGCCUCUGUUUGCAGUAAUCAGCCUUCACCCCCCCGGUCUGUCAGCGUCAGCUCCGCCUCCUAGCAACAUGAGCUCAUACAAAUCCUCCAGCUACUCUGUGCGCUCCAGCACGGCCGGGCCCACCCGGCACGCAGGCUUCUACGAGCGGCUGUCCGGCGGCCUGCCCGUGCAGCGGGCCGCCAGCAUCUACGGCGGGGCGGGGGGCCAGGGGACCCGCAUCUCGGCCGUGUCGUACUCCGGGGUGCGUGGCGCGGCGCCCGCCGGCUCCUUCUCCUCCUCCAUCCAGGUGAGCGGCAGCGGCGGUGGGGCCAUCUGCAGCAACGAGAAGGUGGCCAUGCAGCACCUCAACGACCGGCUGGCCACCUACCUGGAGACGGUGCGCAACCUGGAGCUGGCCAACAACAAGCUGGAGGUGCAGAUCCGCGAGUUCCUGGAGAACAGGGGCCCCGACGUCAACGACUACAGCCGCUACAACGUUGUCCUGGAGGACCUGCGCAAGAAGGUGUUUGACGCAACUGUGGACAAUGCCCGCCUUGUGCUCCAGAUUGAUAACGCCCGAUUGGCUGCCGAUGACUUCAGAGUCAAGUUUGAGUCGGAGCUGGCUAUCCGGCAGUCAGUGGAGGCUGACAUCGUGGGCCUGAGGAAGGUGAUUGAUGACACCAACAUUGGCCGCAUGAACCUGGAGAGUGAGAUCGAGGCACUGAGAGAGGAGCUCAUUUUCCUCAAGAAGAACCACGACAACGAAGUCAUGGAGCUGCGUAACCAGAUCGCCCAAUCAGGAGUUCAGGUGGACGUGGAUGCCCCCAAGGGGCAGGACCUGUCACUGAUCAUGGAAGAGAUCAGAGCCAAGUACGAGAAGAUGGCGCUAAAGAACCAGGAGGAGCUGAAAGCCUGGCAUGAGUCGCAGAUGUCAGAGGUCCAGGUGCAGGUGACACAGAACACAGAGGCCCUUCAGGGUGCACGCACAGAGGUCAACGAACUGCGCAGACAGCUGCAGGCCCUGGAAAUCGAGCUCGAGUCGCAGAGGACCUUGAAAGGCUCACUGGAGGGAACCCUGCGGGACACAGAGCUGCGCUACAACAUGGAGAUGGAGAAGUACAACACCAUCAUCCUGCAGCUGGAGGCUGAGCUGACGGAGCUGCGCACCAACAUCCAGCAGCAGUCGCAGGAGUACGAGGCUCUGCUCAACAUCAAGAUGAAGCUGGAGGCCGAGAUCGCCACCUACAGGAGGCUUCUGGACGGCGGUGACUUCAAGCUCCAGGAUGCUGUCACAGACCAGAGGAUGGUGAAGACAAAGGUGAUGACUGUCACAGAGACCCUGGUGGAUGGGAAGGUGGUGUCAUCCAGCACAGAAACCAGGGAGAGCAAAUCCUGAGCGCCCACCUGUGCUCCACUGAGCGACCCUGCUUCCGUCCUGCCGAGCAAACAUGGGCCAACAAACACAACUGUCACAUAUCCUACAAAAAGCAAAAAUCAGAAGCAUAUAUAAUUUUCAGAAAUUAACUCCUCCCUUUGCCAAAUAUGUUGUCUAAAUUGUCCAAAGCACUUACACACAAUGCAAUAUUAUAGAAAUGAAGGUUGAGAAAACAAAAUGAAGGGGAAUUUUACUGUUUUUAAAACACUUUUUUUGUAGCUGGAUACUACAGCUGCUAAAUCUUAAAGAGGAGUAAUUCAUUUUGGGCAUAAUUUUCCAAGAAUCCACUUGGUCUCAUCACAUUUAUGUUGUCACCCAUUAUGCAAUAAAAGCAAGUGUUUUACAUGA
Conger conger (European conger) is the source of this 2192-nucleotide messenger RNA. Its product is annotated as keratin, type I cytoskeletal 18-like. NCBI's taxonomy places the organism in Eukaryota, Metazoa, Chordata, Actinopteri, Anguilliformes, Congridae. Gene Ontology annotation, molecular function: structural molecule activity. The transcript is spliced from 11 exons. Gene Ontology annotation, biological process: intermediate filament cytoskeleton organization. Gene Ontology annotation, cellular component: keratin filament. The coding region runs from base 429 to 1805 and encodes 458 amino acids. The record is from RefSeq and is a predicted model, not a curated record.